Pseudonaja textilis is the source of this 2191-nucleotide messenger RNA. Lineage: Eukaryota; Metazoa; Chordata; Lepidosauria; Squamata; Elapidae. The record is from RefSeq and is a predicted model, not a curated record.
CUCCGGCAAGAUGGCAGCGGCGGCGGUGGGUCGAGCCGGGCUGGGCUUCCUGCGGGGGCUUCGGCUCCCCGGCCCGGCCGGGGUCAGGGGGCUGCGCGCAGGAGGGGGGAGUCUUUGGCAGCAGGAAUUCACCUCCCUGGAGGAGAAACCUCAGUUCCCCGGAGCCUCGGCUGAGUAUAUCGACAAGCUGGAAUUCAUCCAACCCAACAUCAUUUCGGGGAUCCCCAUUUACCGGGUCAUGGACCGGCAGGGGCAGAUUGUCAACCCCAGUGAGGAUCCCCAGAUUUCCCAGGAGGAAGUGCUGAAAUUCUACAAGAGCAUGACGCUGCUCAACACCAUGGAUCGAAUCCUCUACGAGUCCCAGAGACAGGGGCGAAUUUCCUUUUAUAUGACCAACUACGGAGAAGAAGGCACCCAUGUAGGCAGCAUCGCGGCUCUGGACGACGCUGACCUGGUCUUCGGACAGUACCGAGAAGCAGGUGUGCUGAUGCACCGGGGCUACCCUCUGGACCUGUUUAUGGCCCAAUGCUACGGCAACACCAGUGACCCCGGGAAAGGCCGCCAGAUGCCCGUGCAUUACGGCUGCAAAGACUUGAACUUCGUCACCAUCUCAUCUCCGCUGGCCACCCAGAUCCCACAAGCGGUGGGGGCCGCCUAUGCCUUCAAGCGGGCAAACACAAACCGCAUCGUCAUCUGCUACUUCGGCGAAGGGACGUCCAGCGAGGGGGAUGCCCACGCCGGCUUCAAUUUUGCCGCCACCCUCGAUUGCCCGGUCAUCUUUUUCUGCCGGAACAACGGCUACGCCAUCUCCACUCCAACCUCUGAACAAUACCGGGGCGAUGGAAUCGCUGCCCGGGGUCCCGGUUACGGCAUCCAGUCUAUCCGUGUAGAUGGCAACGACGUCUUUGCCGUGUAUAAUGCCACUAAGGAGGCCCGGCGCCGAGCCGUGGCCGAAAACCAACCGUUCCUCAUUGAGGCUAUGACCUACAGGAUCGGGCACCACAGCACCAGCGAUGACAGCUCAGCCUACCGCUCCGUGGAUGAAGUCAAUUAUUGGGACAAGCAAGACCAUCCCAUCUCACGACUCCGUCACUACAUGACGAGCCGCAACUGGUGGGAUGAGGAGCAGGAGAAGAGCUGGCGGAAGAAAUCCCGCAAACGGGUGAUGGAGGCCCUCGAGGAGGCCGAGCGGAAGCUGAAGCCCAAACCGCAACUCCUCUUCUCGGAUGUCUACAGCGAGAUGCCCUGGCACAUCGCCAAGCAGCAGACUUCGCUGGAGCGUCACCUGAACCAAUACGGAGAACAUUACCCUCUGGAUCACUUCGAGAAGUGAAUCCCGGCCUAGCGGGGGACACCCUUCCCCCAACCCCGAGGGCUGGUGCCCCCCCCCAUCAUGCCAGGGUGCCAGUCGGGCCUGUUGGCAUCUCCAUCAUCCAUCCCCGGUCACGCCCCCCCACCCCACCCCAAAAUCUCUCUCUCUUUCGUUGCGGGGGAUGCUUAUCCGGUAUUCCAUCCAUCCUCUGUUUCCGGUCGAAGUCAUCUCUGCAUCCCGCCGAGAUUUUCUUCCCAAAGUGGGCCACUUGGCUUUAUCGUUCCACUUCCAUUUUUCUUUUUUCUUUUAAAGACCAGCUCCGAAGAAGAGAGAGGGGUGGGUUUAGUCAGCCUGUGGCAAGAGACAAGUCAGGAUGAGCGAGCGCCGCACUUUCUGGGGACAGUUAAAAGGAGGUUUAAUGCACCGCUAGGUGCAUUUCUGUAGAACUGGGGAGGAGGUGGGUUUUCCUUUCGGCCCGCUUUGAUCUUCGAAGACUUCUCUUUGAAUUUGGUUUCUGGCUCAAGGGACACUCCCUCUCCUCCUGGGUUCUUGGAAAAUAUAGAAUUGGGCUGGCACUAUUUGGGGUCUGAGAUAUAGUCUGGCACUGGGGCCCCGCCUGGCAUUCUGUUUUUCGAGCAACGUAUUCAUCUUCUAUGAUUCACCCCAGCUGUCCAUUUUCGAUUGCUCCUCCACUCUUCUCUUCACGGGCCUUUAAGAAAAGUUCCUUUCCCCCUCAUUUUCAAAGCAAAGGGGAGUAGCUACUACUUUGUCACUAUAGCAAUAGUCAGAGGGUCAUAACAACAAUAGCUGUAGGGUUUUUACAGAAGGCUGAUGGGAGUUUUAGAAAUUAGCAUUCAAGGAUUGAAUAGCCUCAAGUGA